Molecule: messenger RNA, 1374 nt
Organism: Colletotrichum fioriniae
Lineage: Eukaryota; Fungi; Ascomycota; Sordariomycetes; Glomerellales; Glomerellaceae
Source: RefSeq, a predicted model, not a curated record
AUGGGCGAAUACAUCAAUUCCAACCAUACCUCCAUCCCGGGCACUGUCAUCGAUGCCGUGUUGAAGCCCGCUCGGCGCACGGUCCCGGCCAGCAGAUGGGGUGUGGCUGCUCAAUGUACCACCGAAGACUUCAAAACCAGAACAGACAAGCAUAAGCCACUAGCCAAGGAUUGGAGCUACCUUUCAGACGGCCGAAGCGUGUUCGAUAUCUCUGUAGCGCUAAACUACGGUCAAGGUAGCGGGUCUCCCCAGCUUCUACGGUGGAUCAUUGAACACACCGAGAUGGUCCACAACCCCCCUUAUGCAGAUUGGGGAUGCACCAUGACCGUUGGCAACACUUCGGCGCUAGACAUGGCUCUUCGUAUGCUCGCCAAACCGGGAGACUAUGUGCUAUCAGAAAAGUUCACGUACUCGACGGCUGUCGAAACCGCGAAGCCGAUGGGUGUCAAGUUCCUCGGUGUCGACAUGGACGGAGAAGGCUUGUUGCCAGAGAGCCUCCUUCAAGUGUUGGAUGCGUGGAACCCAGCAGAGCACGAUAACGCGGCGAAACCAUUCUUAUUGUACCUCGUUCCAACAGGUCACAACCCCACCGGCGCAACUCAGAGUCUCCAGCGCCGCAGAGACAUCUACCGGGUGGCACAGCAGCACGAUCUGGUCAUUCUGGAAGAUGAUCCAUACUACUGGCUUCAGAUGGACGCCUACAGCACACCUGCGGAGCCAGCAGCACCUUCCACCUCCCCCCAGUCGCCGGCAGAUUUGCUCAAGACAGUCGUCCCAACAUACCUCGCCAUCGACACAGACGGGCGUGUCAUGCGCAUGGAUUCUUUCAGCAAAGUAGUCAGCCCUGGAUCUCGAAUCGGUUGGAUUACUGCUCCGCAAGCAGUUGUGGAGCGAUACAAGACCCAUGCAGAUGUAUCGACACAGGGACCCAGUGGAUUCAGCCAACUCGCAUUCUUCAAGCUUCUAGAUGAGUUCUGGGGCCACGCCGGGUUCCUUGAGUGGAUGCUACAUAUCCGUAGAGAGUACACUGAGCGUCGGGAUUUUAUGGUGCGAGUUUGCGAGGAGCACUUGCCGCGGGAAAUCGUCUCAUGGGAGCCGGCACGAGCGGGCAUGUUUCAAUGGCUGGGCGUGGACUGGCAAAAACACCCCGAUGCCUCGACGAAGUCUCCGAGUGAUAUUGAAGAGGAGAUAUGGCAAGAGGCACUGGAUCAAGGCGCUCUCAUUGCUCGGGGUAGUUGGUUCAAUGCCAACAAGCACAUCCCGCUGAAUGAAAUUUUCUUCAGGACCACAUUCGCUGCCGCGCCACUGGCUCAAAUCGAGGAGGCAGUGAAUCGGUUCGGAGCAGCGUUGAGGAAAAGCUUCCAACUAUGCUGA